Molecule: messenger RNA, 1836 nt
Organism: Achroia grisella
Lineage: Eukaryota; Metazoa; Arthropoda; Insecta; Lepidoptera; Pyralidae
Product: choline/ethanolamine kinase
Exons: 9
Coding region: 111-1550 (479 amino acids)
Biological process (GO): phosphatidylethanolamine biosynthetic process; CDP-choline pathway
Cellular component (GO): cytoplasm
Molecular function (GO): ethanolamine kinase activity; choline kinase activity
Source: RefSeq, a predicted model, not a curated record
UCUUUAGGUGCUCUGUUGUGUGUCCAGUGACAAAUCAUCGGUGUAUUUUUGUAACUGAAUUAUUAAAAAUAUAUUUUUUCUGCUGAAAGUAGUGAGAAAACUUGAAUAAAAUGGCUAAGAAACUGCAAAUGUGUGGGAAUGAAGAGGAAAUGCGGGAGGUAGCCGGCAGGAUCUGUAGGAACUACCUGCACGGCGCCUGGAAGAGUGUGGACCCCACAGACCUGGAGUUCAGACGAAUCAGCGGUGGUCUAUCGAACUUCCUCUACUACGUGGCGUUACCUGAUGAUGUGAGCAAGCUGGGAGGGUACACCAGGCGCGAGAGUUCACCAGACGCGGAGACUGACGGGGAACCGGAGACGUUGGCCAGCCGGCUGGCGAAGAAGAACCUCACCAGGUCCAACUCCUUCAGCAUUGAGGAACCGAAGAAGGUGCUGUUAAGAAUUUACGGGCAGGUGCACGGAGAGAGGGCCAUGGACGCGAUUGUGACGGAGUCGGUCAUCUUCACACUGCUGUCGGAGAGGCGGCUGGGGCCCAAGUUACACGGCGUCUUCUCAGGCGGCAGAAUCGAGGAGUACAUACCUGCGAGACCACUUCUCGCUAAAGAGCUGUCAGAUCCCGCGAUUUCAAUGAAAAUUGCAGAGAAAAUGGCCGCGAUCCACUCUAUGGACGUGCCUCUAUCCAAAGAGCCUAAUUGGCUAUGGAAGACCAUGGCCAAAUGGUUGAAGACUGUUAGGGAAGAGAGACUGUCAAGCACUAAUAAUGGAAAGAAUGAACAAGAGGAACAAGUAAUUAAAAGACUGAAAAGCGUAGACUAUGAGAAAGAAAUUGAGUGGCUCAAGAAGUUCAUAGCGACCAUAGACUCUCCGGUCGUGUUCUGUCAUAAUGACAUGCAGAAAGGCAACAUCCUUCUUCUAGAAGACGUAGUGCAAUCAACAGGCGAAGAAGACGUAUCAGUCUAUGUACAGACUUACGACACAGAUUCACCGAAAUCCAACAAAGAGAACAACCAUACGAAGAGCUUCGAGAUGACGCAGUACGAUGACCAGAACACCUCCGACAGCAUCAUGAGUCACAUGUCGGACAGCGGGGAACCGAAGCUGGUACUCAUAGACUUCGAAUACUGCGCGUACAACUACAGGGGUUUUGAUAUAGCAAAUCAUUUUCAAGAAUGGAUGUACGAUUAUAAUAAUCCGAUUUAUCCGUUCUACGAUGAAGUGUUGGAGAGUUACCCGACGUUGGAGCAAAAGGAAAUCUUCAUCAAGGAAUACUUGAAGCAUUAUCAGUCAAACUUAACGGACGCUAAAGACACAACGCCGUCUAUUGACGACGUGAACCAACUGCUAUCCGAAGUGGACGCUUUAGCGCUCGCGACUCAUCUCUUCUGGACUCUAUGGUCUAUGGUCAAUGCUUCUAAAAGCAAUAUACCUUUUGGUUAUUGGGAAUACUCUCUGUCCAGGUUAGAGACGUACCUCAGACUUAAACAAGAAGUAAUAAAGAAGGAAAAAUUUAACUUCCCGCAGAAGAGGAAAAUCUACGAAGUAGAUAUAUGAGAAAAAUAUGCAACUCUCAACAUAUAGGUUAUCUAUCCUGCACCAUUGGGAACGCAAGACAGAGACGAACGACAGCCUCCAAACGGGAAUGAGAAAUGGCAAAUAAAUACGCAACGGCGAAAUUUUGUAAAUAUUCUCAGUGAAUCACGAUGAUUUAUUUUUAAUUUAUUUAUAAUUAAUACAAGAAAAAUAGUUAUAAGUUGUAUAAAUUGCAAAAUAUCGUGUAUAAAUAAAUAAUAAUUAACAUUUGUAUCAGAUGUGUUGAAAUAGUUGAUCAGGAUCUUAG